Molecule: messenger RNA, 1603 nt
Organism: Aspergillus candidus
Lineage: Eukaryota; Fungi; Ascomycota; Eurotiomycetes; Eurotiales; Aspergillaceae
Gene: aspC
Product: septin CDC12
Exons: 8
Coding region: 159-1313 (384 amino acids)
Biological process (GO): cytoskeleton-dependent cytokinesis
Cellular component (GO): cell division site; microtubule cytoskeleton; cytosol
Molecular function (GO): GTPase activity; GTP binding; molecular adaptor activity
Source: RefSeq, a predicted model, not a curated record
GUAAACUAAGGUUGGGAAAAGAAAGUGAGCUCCUGCUGUGUUACGCUCCCGUCCUUGCUAGACCCAAUUCCUAUCGCACGAGGGUCGUCGCCUUUGUUCUUCUUCGAUAUUAAUAUUUAAUUCAUCCGAUUUCGUGUCCGAUUGACCCCUUUACAACAAUGGCCUCCACUACCGAGACGGCUUCCCCUAUUGGCAUUGCCAACCUGCCCAACCAGCGACACAAGAUCGUCGCUAAACGGGGCGCGGCCUUCACUGUUAUGGUUGCUGGAGAGUCGGGUCUGGGAAAAACCACGUUUAUCAACACUCUGUUUUCGACCACCAUCAAGAACUACGCCGACCACAAGCGCCGUCACCAAAAGCAGGUCGACCGUACCGUCGAAAUUGAGAUCACCAAGGCUGAGCUGGAGGAGAAGUUCUUCAAAGUCCGUCUGACCGUCAUUGAUACCCCCGGAUUCGGAGACUAUGUCAACAACCGCGAUUCGUGGCAACCCAUCAUCGAAUUCCUUGACGAUCAGCAUGAGUCCUAUAUGCUGCAGGAGCAGCAGCCCCGCCGCUCGGACAAGAUCGAUAUGCGAGUCCACGCCUGCCUGUACUUCAUUCGCCCCACCGGUCACACCCUGAAGCCGCUGGACAUCGAGGUCAUGAAGCGCCUGAGCUCUCGCGUCAACCUCAUCCCCGUCAUCGCCAAGGCCGAUACGCUCAGCCCCGCUGAUCUAAUCCGCUACAAGCAAAGGGUCCAAGCCGUCAUCGAAGCCCAGGGCAUCAAGAUCUACACCCCUCCGAUCGAAGAGGACGACGAGCACGCCGCCACCCACGCCCGCAGCCUCAUGGCCGCCAUGCCGUUCGCCGUGAUCGGAUCCGAGAAGGAUGUGAAGACCCAGGACAACCGCGUCGUCAAGGGCCGUCAAUAUGCCUGGGGUGUUGCGGAGGUGGAGAACGAGGACCACUGCGAUUUCAAGAAGCUGCGCUCGAUCCUGGUCCGUACCCACAUGCUGGACCUGAUCCACACCACCGAGGAGCAGCACUACGAGGCCUACCGCGCACAGCAGAUGGAGACGAGGAAAUUCGGCGAGGCGCGCCCCCGGAAGUUGGACAACCCCAAGUUCAAGGAAGAGGAGGAGACUCUGCGCAAGCGAUUCACCGAGCAGGUCAAGGUCGAGGAGCAGCGCUUCCGACAGUGGGAGCAGAAGCUCAUUUCCGAGCGGGACCGCCUCAACAAGGAUCUGGAGGCCACUCAUGCUGCGAUCAAAUCGAUCGAGCAGGAGAUCGAGGGCCUGCAGGGCUCGUCGACCCGCAGCCAUGGACGCCGUUAAAUCUCACGUUGCCCUCUAGGGUUCGUGCGAACUGGUGGAAAAAGCAGCAUUGUACCUUCGCGAUUAGUAUUGCCUACUUGACUACCCCUUGACUUCUUUUGUGGUUAUUUUUCUUUUCCUUUUUUUCUUUUUUUUUGGUUUUUUUUUCGGCUUCUUGCGACUCGGAUAAGGUCACCCACUACACGGUGUGGGGGACUUGAUUGAUUUGAAGUACCUGAUGGUGACUAGCGCUGGUUUGUCUUCUUGAUAAUAACCGACUGUAUUCCGUAGCAUAUCAAUACAGAUUUAAU